UGCAGUUUGUCCCACUUGGCCUUCCGUACGUUUUUGACGUAACCGCGCAGACGCGUCACGCACCUCAGGUGUAAACAAAACCCGACAAUCACUUCUUCAGUAUUCUGAGGCGUCACGCUGCUGGAUGAAGAACCAACUCCUCACCUGUAGACGAGUCUCUGACAUCAACCAGCAUGUCCAGAAAACAGACGGCCAAACCUGUGCGAAGCAACAAGAAAGGAGAACUGGAACGCAAGAGGGACGAGCGGGCGGCACGCCGGGCCUUCGUCAAAGACCGCAAGAACCGUCCUCAGGACGCGGACGAAGGGGCCGAGUUCGUCAGCUUCUCCAAUCAGCUGCAGGCGCUGGGGCUGAAGCUGAGGGAGGUGCCGGGUGACGGGAAUUGUCUUUUCCGGGCCCUCGGGGAUCAGCUGCAGGGACAUUCCCGCGACCACCUGCGACUUCGCCAAGAAACCGUCCACUACAUGACGAGCCAUCGACAGGACUUUGAGCCCUUCGUGGAGGAUGACGUUCCCUUCGUUCAGCACUUGUCCAACCUGUCCCAGCCCGGCACGUUUGCUGGCAACGACGCCAUUGUGGCUUUUGCUCGCAGUCAGCAGGUGAAGGUGGUCAUCCAUCAGCUGAACACGCCGCUGUGGGAGAUAAAUGGUUCAGAGAAGCAGGGGUGCAGAGAGCUGCACAUCGCCUACCGUUACGGCGAUCAUUACGACAGCGUGAGGCGGCUUGGAGACAACUCUGAGAGUCCUGCUCAGCUCCGCAUUGAGAAUCUUCAGCGUUCCCAUGGCUGUCAGCGCGAGUUUGGAGACGGACAGAGAGAAAGACAGAAAAAACCUUCUCCAUCCCUUUACUCCUCCUCUGAAGAGGACAACGUUAUCCUGAACUCCAUCAAGAACCGAGGAAUGCAGGGUGAUGAGGAGAACCUGCUCCAGCUGAGUGCAGCAACAAUAAAUGCUGAAUGGCUUGCUGGCUCUUUGCUGGACCAGCCCUGCCAAGGCCAGCGUGACUCUGAAUCAGCCUGCAGAGCGGACUGCGCCGAGCAAAAACCGCCACCAGAGGGCAACAACGCGCAGAAAUCCAAGGUGUCCAACAAGCAAAGGAAAGAGCAGCAGCGACAAGAGAAGAAGAAGCGUCAGGAGGAGAGGCACCGGCAGAAGUUCCUCCAGAGCAGAACAGCCCCGGACAAGAACCAGAACGUGCCGGACGCUGUGACUUUAGUGCCAGCUCUCAACACUCUCAGUAUUUAGACUGAAGUCUCUCCAAGUGUUCCUCCAGAGGAAAGUUCUACAGUUUAGCACAUGUCUAAGUCCAGCGGUUCUGUCGCAGCAGACGCUCCUCCUAAAGCGAGUCCCAUAGUUUCCUUCAGCAGCAGGACGUGCGUGGAAGCGGUCGGGACCGGACUGACCACUGAUGCUUCUGCUGGACUCUGACCAAUCCCGGUUUGUAGGAUUUCUGAUUGGUUCUUCUUUUGGUUCCGAGGCUUCUCUGUAGAACUUCACCGUGACGGGCGUUUGAUUCCCGCGGCUGAGUGGUGACCAACGGGAGUUAAUGGGAAUUUUAGAGGAAUGUGACAGUAUGGAUGAUUUGAUGAAACAUUUGUGAAUAUUUUCUGGGGGGGGGGGGCUGUUUUCAGAUGAGGACAUCUCUAUAAAAUAAUUUCCAGAUC
This is a messenger RNA of Oryzias latipes (Japanese medaka), 1663 nucleotides long. RefSeq names its product OTU deubiquitinase 3 (gene otud3). Lineage: Eukaryota; Metazoa; Chordata; Actinopteri; Beloniformes; Adrianichthyidae. The record is from RefSeq and is a predicted model, not a curated record. Gene Ontology annotation, molecular function: cysteine-type deubiquitinase activity. Gene Ontology annotation, biological process: protein K27-linked deubiquitination; protein stabilization; protein K11-linked deubiquitination.